Triplophysa dalaica is the source of this 3663-nucleotide messenger RNA. It is a transcript of the gene syt11b, whose product is annotated as synaptotagmin XIb. Gene Ontology annotation, molecular function: phosphatidylserine binding; calcium-dependent phospholipid binding; SNARE binding. Gene Ontology annotation, cellular component: axon; synapse; membrane. Gene Ontology annotation, biological process: calcium-ion regulated exocytosis; vesicle fusion; cellular response to calcium ion. NCBI's taxonomy places the organism in Eukaryota, Metazoa, Chordata, Actinopteri, Cypriniformes, Nemacheilidae. Bases 227 to 1609 code for a protein of 460 amino acids. The record is from RefSeq and is a predicted model, not a curated record. The transcript has 4 exons.
GGUACUUACGGUCAGACUCUGAAUCUGACGCAGUGCAUCCUGUCGCUCAGCAUCCUUUGGUGCGCUCAGCAUCCCACGACGGCCUGAAAAGCAACGGACCAGACACGAGCGGACACAACAUGUAGAGUGAAGGUGUAGAUAUGAAAUAUCUGAAUUAAAGCAGGUAAACAGUCGACAUCGAUUCUUUAUUUCUGCCGUGAUUCGGAGUGCGCGCCCAUCCCUCAAAAUGGCUGAGAUCGCUGAGAUGCGAGCAGCAUACGAUAUGUCCCCAGUUAUGGCUGGGUUCAUCGGUGCCGGCGUGUUGGUCGUUGCUGUCAUUGCAUCAGUCUUUGUGUGGACCUGCUGUAGGAAACAGUACAACAGGUCAAUCUACAAGCUCCACGGCAUCCAAUCGGAACACAACGAUCCUCUCACAGACCCUCCGUACAAGUUCAUUCACAUGCUGAAAGGAAUGAGCAUCUACCCAGACACGCUGACCAGCAGCAAGAGGAUCAUUCGGUUGGCACGCCAAGUCAGAUCCCACGGCACAGACGAAGCUCAGGUCAACAAUGGGUGCCCUGCGGUACUGGUAAAUAAAGAUUCAGCAGCAGAAGGCGGCCUACUAGGAGGAAAACAAAAGCAGAUGAGGCUCGGAGAAGAUGCCAGCGAGGUUCUCAGGUUGGAGAGAGAACUUCCUGUGCAUGCCGAUUACUGCUGUCUGGAGAGCAGUUCUGCAAGCAGCAGUCAGUCCUCCAGUACCACUGUUUCCAACACAGCUACACCCUUUACCCCUGGAGAGGAGCCCAACCGUGGGGAUCUCACUAUUGCCGUCGACUAUAACUUCCCCAAGAAGGCCUUAGUGGUCACCAUCCUAGAGGCUCGAGGGUUACCGGCAGUUGAAGGGCAGACGGGCAGCGCUGACCCCUACGUUAAGAUGACCAUUCUACCGGAGAAGAAACAUCGCGUGAAGACCCGUGUUUUGAGGAAGACACUGGAACCCGUGUUUGAUGAGACCUUCACUUUUUACGGCGUGCCGUACAGCUCGCUUUCAGAUCUAACCCUGCACUUCCUGGUUCUGAGCUUUGACCGGUUUUCACGAGACGAUGUGAUUGGGGAGGCGAUGGUUCCGCUGGCAGGGGUGGAUCCCAGUACGGGACGAGUUCAUAUCUCUCAACAGAUCACUAAGAGAAACAUGCAGUGUGUAAGCCAUGGAGAGCUGCUGGUCUCUCUGUCCUAUCAGCCCGUCUCUCACAGACUCAGCGUGGUGGUGUUAAAAGCCAAACAUCUUCCGAAACUGGAUAUCACUGGGAUGUCUGGCAAUCCCUACGUGAAGUUGAACGUGUACUAUGGCCACAAGCGCAUCGCCAAGAAGAAAACCCAUGUGAAGAAAUGCACACUCAACCCUGUUUUCAAUGAAUCCUUCAUCUAUGACGUACCGGCUGAUUUACUGCCAGACAUCUCCAUUGAGUUCCUGGUCAUGGACUUUGACCGCACUACCAAAAACCAGGUUCUGGGACGCCUGGUGCUCGGCACAAACAGCCCCUGCCCCUCUGGCACCACCCACUGGCAGGAGGUCUGCCAGAACCCACGACGCCAGAUCUCGAAGUGGCACACCCUCUGUGAAUACUAGACCUUCACUCUGCUCUCUCUACACACGCUCAGACACAGGCACACAGAAAACAUGAUUUAAGAACAGGAGUUGUGAGAAAGAUGAUGCCUUUGUUACCACCUUUCAGGAGCAGGUAACCGAUCUUCAGGAGGACUUGUAAAAAGGACUUAAGCCAACUUGUGCAUCAUUGCAAUCGUGAUGAUGGGCCUCGGAAAGAUUUUUUUAAAACAAAUAUGACACUAACACACUUACAAACAAUUUCUCAUUCACCUCACAAACUUACACACACCGCAAGUAAGAAUUAAAACACAAACCAACAUAACAAAUGCUAAUAACUGAGACCAAAACAUUCUAUAACAUGGCGUGAUAACAAAUGUCUGACUGUUAGGAGUUUAUUCUGAGGUUCGUGGGAUUCUGUAACUGUCCAAAUGCAAUUGUAUGAUGUCAUGUGAACAGAUCUCUCCAUGCACUGGCUUUUGCUGCACUUAUCGCAUGUCUUAACGCUCCAUAUUUCACCCCAAGGACACGACAGAACGGGACAUUGUUUCAGUUGUGACUCUGUGGCCACACAUUAAGAAGCAUCAUCACUGCGUGUGUUGUGUGUGCUAACGGACGCACAGCUCGCUUUUGUUACGGGUGAAUCAGAUUUCUCGGCUUCUCAUGUUACUCGCACCCAGAUGAGCUUAUAAUGAUGUGAUUCUUCAGUCAUCAGUGCGCUGAUGUGACGCAGACAGAUGCUGUAUGAUCUACAUUCAAAGAUGAUUCGUUCUGUUCUACAAUGACCGGACAUUUUAGAGAUUCUUGCAGUGUCACAUUUUCCACAUCUACGUAACUCUUUUGGCAGCUUUUUCGAGGCCAGAUUUAUUGCUUGUGCACAAAUUUCAGCAUCUUCUUUUGAUAAAUCUGGUCCCGAAAAAAUGUCCUGCUACGCACUCUGAAUGUCACCGUUUUCUGAAUUUCACACAUCAGAGCUUCACGUCAUGGUAAAACAAAGGAUCACUGUUUUGUAGAUUUCUUUAUUACAUUACACUCUCUAUUAAGGUGUAUCUGCCGUGUUUUAUAUAGAGAUAGAACAAGCUCCAAACUACUGGCAUUUUGAUCCUUGUGAUGUACAGUAUUUGGAAGACAGUCGAGAUUUAAGUCGAGAAGGAAUCCUACAAUUUCACAACACUGUUCAUAUAUAAACAGACACCUAUCUUACUUCAUUUCUUUAGCUUCAUUCAAGACCUCCUACUUUCUGUCAUUGUUAGAGUUUCGCACAUUUCGCCUAUAUGAACAUGUAUAACGUGAUGUUAGCUGGUUUAUAGUGCUUUUCUCUACAUCCAGAUGGUUUGCCUGCUGACAGCCUCGGCCUUUAUCUUUGUUCAGAGCUUCUCGCUGUUCAUUCUAUAAGCACACUGAGUCUGUGUCUGGCACAGAGCAUACUGAGGUCCAUACGGACAGAACAUAGUGCUGAGGAGACCUGGCAGAGAAAGGCUGUUUGGUGAUCUAGGGAGCUCGAAAUGCUGUCUUACGUGGCGCUUGAUAUGACAUAUGUUCUCCAUCUCUAGUUUUUUACAUUCCAUUAGAAUACUGCAGGUUAGCUACUGAAAGUCAGCUGGUCGUGUGCCACAUGGUUUCUCUGAAAUAUUGGAUAGACGUGAUGUAAACUGUAAUUCUGGUUGGAAAAAGCUUUUUAGGUGUUUGAGUGACAAUUCCUGUAUAGAAUCACAUCUACUUUCACUCAGCAAUGUCUCGUCUCAUGUACAAAACACCUUUUUGUAUCUUGCAUAAGAGUCAAAAAAUUGAAGCCACUGGAGGAUAAAAAUAAACAAUAGAGUAACAGAAAAUGAUAAAAGCAAAGUCAUUGGUGGACUCUACACAAUCGCUUUGGUGUUUAAACAUAAAUUGGCAGGAAACUCUCUGUGCAAAUUGUCGUAUUAGUGCAAACAGAACAAAAAAACGUAAGAAAAUCUUGUGAUUCUUUGACAUACAGUAUAUUGCAAAUGCUGUGAGAUCUUUGCUAAUGUUCCACAUCCACCUGUAUGUUCUUGACACCCGCUGAAUGUGUAAAAUAAACGUGAUACACAAGUGAA